Messenger RNA from Brassica napus (rape), 3875 nucleotides. RefSeq lists its product as uncharacterized. The transcript has 2 exons. The record is from RefSeq and is a predicted model, not a curated record. Lineage: Eukaryota; Viridiplantae; Streptophyta; Magnoliopsida; Brassicales; Brassicaceae. Bases 2554 to 3828 code for a protein of 424 amino acids.
GAUCAACACGAGAAGGAAGAUAUAGAGUGGAUCAAAAGGUUUCGUUCUUGUAACGCAACAGAAUCACAGAAGGGAUCAUAAGGAUAUUAGGGCAUCUGCAUCGGGCGUGCCUUGGGCCGUCCCUUCCUCUUUUUUGGGUCGAAAAUAAAUCAAAAUGAAAUUAAAAUGGGUGGGACGGGCCGUAAUUAAGGGACAAUCGGGCUCGUCCCGAAGGAGACGUGGCAAGCCCGUAUUGGACGAUGGAAACGACGAAGGGACGGUCGUUUCGGCUCAUUCCCAUUUCUGAAAUUGAAAUCGCAAAAUCCAAAAAGGAGAGCUCCAUGGCGACGAACUGAAGCAUCGAAUCGAAGAUCGAUCCUUUCCAAACGAAAGCGAGGACCUAUCUCCUCACUCCACCUGCGUCUUCUCUCUUCCACUGGAGUCUCCGUCGGCGUGUGUUUGCCAAUCGAAAGGUCGCAGCUUCCAAUCGAGAGGUCGCAGCUUCGAAAUCUCAAUCAACUUCCGUUCGAUUCCGGUCCUGUACGCAAGCUUCUUUCCUCUCCAAAUCCUCUGCGAAUCGUCCCAAUCUCGUCAAGGUACGGUCUUCAACUCGUAGAUGAAAUGGUUAGAAUCUAGGGUUUGGAAUAGAAAAAAGCUUAUUGAUUUACAUGGUUUGUAUCUUUGUAGGCUGAGAGAGUGUUUUCUUUAGAUUGAUUGCUAUUUUUACAGGCUCCGUUAAAAACUUUUGUGGUUAGAUCCUUUAAGAAAAUAGGUUGAGUGAUUGCUAUUUUUACAGUUUGAUAUUAACGAAAUAGUUUGUGUCUCUUUGGUAGUUGGAUUAGAUCGUGCUCGUUUUGUUUUGUGCUGUAGUUUAGUUUUCUUUCUGCUAUCGCCUGUGUCUCUUUGGUCGUAAUUCUUUUUGUCUUGCCAUAGUUUGUGUCUCUUUGGUCGUAAUUCUUUUUGCCUUGCCAUAGUUAUGUUUCUGCUAUCAUAUAUCUGCCUUGCCUGAGUUUGUAAUAGUUUGAGUCUUCUUUUUGUGAAACUUAAAGACACUUGCGUGCAUUUGAUAGACACAAGUUGAUCGCAAUAAACUAGGAUUAUUAAUUAUGAUGUUGUUAGGAAUUACUGCUUAGUUACAACUAGUCUAGUUUGUUUGAAACCAAAUCUCAUUAUAUUAAUGAUGUAGUUAGGAAUGUUAGAUAGCUUUUCUCUUCGGUAAUAAGUUUGGAUUAGACAGUUCUUGUUCGGAGUUAGCCAUUUAUUUGUGUUUGUACUUUGUAGUCUUCACUUCCUCCUAUAAAAUCAAUUAUCUCUUCUCACUUCUAUCAUCUCACUCGCUUUUCUCAAAUACAUCUCUUCUCUUUUCUCUAAUAUAUCUGUUGUCUUUCUCGAAUAAAUCUCCUCUCUUUUCUUACUGCUAUGGAUCCAAAUAAUAUUCAUAGUCAGAGCUCUAGUUUAUUAGGACUGCUUCAGAGUCAACAAGGAAGCAUUUACCAUGGUGGUAUUAACUUUGGAGAUUCUCAACCUCUCCCGUCAUUCAGUACACAACCAUCUCAAGUACCACCAGUGGCCCGUGGUGUUAGACGCAAAUGGGACCCGGCUGAUGACGAGGUGUUGAUCAGUGCGUGGCUCAACACCUCUAAAGAUGCAAUGCAGAGAGUGAAUACUCCGAGACGGAGGACCUAAUCCGACGUGAUCAAGCUGAGCUAAGCUUAGAACGUCGUUCAGCCGUCAUAUACCCUCCACAACCGGAGGUGGAGUUCGGGUUCCCGCAGGUUUGCUACUGUGGUUCUCCGCCACAGCUUGUAGCGUCUAGAAGUAUUAAUGGUGAAGGUCGCUUAGUAUAUACUUGUGCGAAUAAAGACGACGGAGAGUGCCAUGUAUGGAAAUGGUGGGACGUGGCGGUGAUGGAGGAGAUGAGAGCCAGAGAUAGACAUGUCCUCCAGCUGGAGCAAAAGGUAGAUAACCUGUCUCUUUUGAGUGACUAUGAUAAGUUAUCUUCCUUCUGUGAUAAUGCUAAGGAGAAAUCUGUUUGUAGUGAUGGGUUUGAGUAUGUUGUGUGUGCUAUGGUCGUUGUACUCAUUUUAAUAGGGUUGGGGAUUAUGUUUGUGUAAUGGUUUAGGGCGGGUUGGGGAUUAUGUUUGUGUAUGGUCGUUGUACUCAUUGUAAUCAUUUUCAGACAUUGAAAACUUGUGUAUCAAGUUUGGACCGUCAAACAUGAUCAUUGAACUUGUACUCGGAUGUAUGUUUUAUAUCUACAUGUAUGUUUGCUAUUUUCUAAUAUGUCGGCAAUGUAUGUUUUUUUUUUACCUUAAAAUCACAUGUAUGUGAACUAUCUACCUAAAAACCACAUGUAUCUUUUCUAUCUACCUAAAAAUCACAUGUAUCUUUUCUAUCUACCUAAAAAUCACAUGUAUCUUUACUCUCUACCUAAAAACCAUACCUAAAAAUCACAUGUGAGGAUCCUAAACUACCAAGGUCUAUAAAUAAAAGACUUAUUUUGAUUAGGAAAAAUGCAAAGCAUUCUCUUCUCUUUAAUUUACAUAGAAUUUACUCUCUUGGGAAAAUUUAUCAAUGGCUUCCUCCUCUCAUUUUCAUUACCACCAAGACGAUCACCAACCUGAUAAUGAUGAUAUAUUCGAAGACUUAUUUGAAGACAUUGACGAUUUAGUAGAAGAAAAUGAGCGUGUACCACGUAAUUUUAUCGACAGACAUCGGGAGGAAGGUCAAGAUAUGCUAUGGAAUGAUUAUUUUAGCGAGACUCCAACCUACCCGCACAAUGUCUUCCGGCGACGGUUUCGAAUGAACCGGACAUUAUUCAUGCGUAUUGUGCAGCGUCUCUCCACAGAAGUACGGUAUUUUCAAGAAAGAGUUGACGCAACCGGGCGGUCUAGUCUUACUGCACUCCAAAAAUGUACCGCAGCCAUUCGUCAAUUGGCUUAUGGUGUUGGAGCUGAUGCAGUGGACGAAUAUGUCCGAAUGGGUGAAACAACUGCUCGAGGAUGUUUGCACAAUUUUGCCGCCGGAAUUAUCCGCUUGUUUGGCAAUGAAUACCUAAGACGUCCCACACCGGAAGAUCUGCAAAGACUACUAUACUUUGGGGAGCAACGUGGGUUCCCAGGGAUGAUUGGAAGCAUCGACUGUAUGCAUUGGGAGUGGAAGAAUUGCCCCACUGCUUGGAAAGGAAUGUAUUCACGAGGAACCGGAAAACCAACGAUUGUCUUAGAGGCGGUGGCAUCAUAUGACCUCUGGAUAUGGCACUCCUUUUUUGGAGCUCCAGGUACUAUGAACGAUCUUAAUAUUCUCGAUCGAUCACCCGUUUUUGAUGAGGUAAUUACCGGAAUAGCACCACAAGUUAACUUCUAUGUUAACAAUCAUCCGUACAAUUUGGCUUAUUAUCUCACGGAUGGUAUUUAUCCAAAAUGGGCUACAUUUAUUCAAUCUAUCCGACUACCACAAACUCAGAAGCAUUCUGUAUUUGCUCAAACCCAAGAAAGUGUGCGAAAAGAUGUCGAGCGUGCAUUCGGAGUCCUACAAGCUCGGUUUGCCAUUGUUAGAAAUCCAUCUAACAUAUGGGAUAAACGAAAAAUAGGUAAUAUUAUGAGAGCUUGUGUCAUACUUCAUAAUAUGAUUGUCGAGGAUGAACGAUCGUCAAGAACUCAGUACAACAUUGCUGAAUUUCGAGAAAGAGAAGAAGCGGAUACCUUUACCGUCAAUAAUCCGUCACCUCUCGGCACUCCACUUGAACGUCGGACGAACCUUCAGAAUCGAGAAACCCAUCAACGUUUAAAAAAUGAUUUGAUUGAAAAUAUAUGGAAUAAAUUUGGACAUCUUCCAAAUAACAUAUAGUUUCUAAGUUUAUAUUUGUAUUGGAAUAAAUGUUUGUUUGUUUUUUU